AAUACGAGAGGACAUAUUGUCAUCACUAUAAAAUCCAUCUUAAACUCGGUCCAUCUAUAUCCUCUCAUCCUUAUCCAAAUCCCUGGACUUUCAAGAUUAUUAUGGCGACCUCACGACUGGCGAGAUUUAUAACCGAGGUUGCGCCACCUCAAGUUGUCACGGUGAUGCGGCGAAGAACGGCGAAAGUGCUCGACACGAUCAAGGAGGAAGAAAGAGAGGUUGGGACUGAUCAUUCCAUGUUUUCAUCUUCUCUGACUUCCAAAGUCUCACCGUUUACUUCUCCUUGUUCUGCUUCUUCCUCCUCUGCUUCAUUCAGUUCUGGUCGGACAUAUUUCCCGGUUACAGAGAACCGGAGCUCUUUUCCGGUUUUCAAAAACUGAAACCAACUUCACCGUCUCCUGCCGAAAAUAAUUGUUUUCAGAUGUAGUUAUGUACAUGUUUGCGUUGUUACGGGUAGUAUGUGUGUGCGUAAAUCUUGAUGUGCCGAUGAGCUCCGGCGAUUCGGUCGAUCAAAACCGGAUCAGCAUCGGGAAGCCUAAACCGGGUUGACUCUAAUGUAUGUAUAUCAGUCAGUAUUUGGAAGGGACUAUGUUCGUUUUUAAUGUAUUUUUGAAUGAAAUGAGCCCAAAAUCAAUAAUUUUUGUAAUCUAUCAAUACUAUUAAAACAUUGGGAUU
This is a messenger RNA of Raphanus sativus (radish), 675 nucleotides long. RefSeq lists its product as uncharacterized. NCBI's taxonomy places the organism in Eukaryota, Viridiplantae, Streptophyta, Magnoliopsida, Brassicales, Brassicaceae. The record is from RefSeq and is a predicted model, not a curated record. The coding region runs from base 102 to 380 and encodes 92 amino acids. The transcript has a single exon.